AUGAAUUUAUCAAUCGCGCCGAAGAUGGAUCCCUUCGCAAAAUUCCUAACCGAAAUUAUUUGUCAAAUUCUCGAAUCUUGCUACGACUUCACCAGCUUGGACGGUCUUCAACAAAUAUCUCCCCGAGUGAAGGAAGCUUUCAACGGCUCGUUCAAAAGCAUCACCGAACACGUCCUGAGAAAUUGCUCCCUCACCUCGCACGGGCUUUAUUACUAUUUCACGCUCCUAGCCUCCAUUCUAUCGAUAUCAUUCACUCCACAAGCACUACUAGAAGAGCUCGCUGGCUUACCAUGGGAUACUAUAAAUAUAGCAGCGAAAAUACAUCUCACUGCCUGUGCUUGUCUUCAGCGUUUCAUCAAUCGUCUCGAGUCCGUAGAGCCCCGCCGUCCUAUGGCUUCCCAUGCCAAUGUUGUGGAUUGGGUGAAUAGAAGACUUCCACCACCUAAAGGUGGCGAGCUCAUCCAAUUCGAUGUUGAUCUACCAUCAUGGAUCGAGUCUUAUCGGACGCAUCGAGGCCUCUGGAAACUUGAGCUCUUCCACCAGAUCCAUAAUGCUGCAACAAACCACUGGCUAUGGUCUACGCAUGAUCUGGACUGCUUUAUUGAACAAUAUCUGGAAUGGUGUCAGUAUCGGGGGGGAAUAGAAGAGCUCCAGACGAUUUCGGAGUGCGUGGUCGAUCUAUGUCCCUCCAAACCAAUAAUUCUCAGCCAUCGGGCUUCAUAUUUAGUUGCCGUUCCGUCACCAACCGAUUUGACGGUACAGACGUGCUGCCCUCUGUCAAAUAUACAAGAUACACAACUUGAUUCGACAUGGCGUCGGAGUCCGAGAUUUGCGAAGGGCAGAAACGACGUGCUUGGUUCUUUCAAUGCCCUUCGUGGCGGUGAAAAAGGCCGCAGUUAUCACGCUCUCUGGAAAGUGGAUUUCAAAGCAUUUCGACGACUUGGUAUACCUCUUUGGGACAUGCGGCGAUUGUACCAAAUGAGACUCAUGCAUCAAUCUCGCAGUGUGCUUUCACCACGGGGCAACUUGGUUGGCGGAGAGUCAGAACAAACUGAAUGGCCCCCUUGUAUUGAAGCCUACGUAUGGUUUAGUCUAGCAGAGGAGGGUGAUGUGAUUGUACAGCUUAGAAAAUAA
Messenger RNA from Penicillium egyptiacum, 1134 nucleotides. NCBI's taxonomy places the organism in Eukaryota, Fungi, Ascomycota, Eurotiomycetes, Eurotiales, Aspergillaceae. The record is from the annotation of a GenBank genome assembly.